Messenger RNA from Clunio marinus, 3080 nucleotides. The record is from the annotation of a GenBank genome assembly. NCBI's taxonomy places the organism in Eukaryota, Metazoa, Arthropoda, Insecta, Diptera, Chironomidae.
UUUCAUUCUACGUUCUCUCGUGAUAAGUUCGGUUGGAAUAUUUUUGUUCUAUGUUAAAAUUGAAAAGAAGAAAGAAAGGACUGCAAAUGGAGAAAAGUUGGAAGCUUUAAAAGCUACAAAGUGCGAAGCAGUUUAAGUGAUUUAUAACUGAAAUAAACUGUGGAUUUAACCAAAGCCAUUCAAGACUUGGCGAACCAUUUCCGUUUCGUGGUCGACAAACGCUUUGUAAAUAUUUCAACAACAACGAAGUGCUUAACGAGCAGCUUCUACAAAUUAAAUCAGCUCAAACCGUGUUGGAAUUUGAGAAGCUUUUCAGCGAACAAUUACGAUAUAAUCAAGAGAAUCUUCACAGCGCAAAAUCCCUUAUUGAACCCUACUACGACGUUAAAAACGUUUUAAAUCCCUUGAAGCAAUUUCCAAGCGAAACGUGUCUCUGCACGAAGGAUCUUUAUCGAUUGAAUAACAAUCGACAAGCAUCUGAACAUCAACAUCGGACAACAUCAUCGAUUGAGACGACAACAUUGCAUGCAAAUAAAAGUUUGAAUGAUAAACAUUCUAUUGAAGAUUUUGUUAGUUUAGCAUCAGAGUGCUACGAUAAGUGUAUAAACAUUUAUUUAGAUAAUCUCAAUGAUUGCAAUCGUCGUGCUGAUAUUGCUGAACGACAAACAAUCAGAUCGCCAUCAGGUUAUACUGGAAAGCGUUCAUUUAAAGCGAGAAAAAUCAAUGACUUGUCUCUCGCAAAUCAAAUUAACAAAUUAAGCAUUCAUUUAGAUUCACAGCAUCGUGAAAUUGAAGCAUUUUCGUUAGAAAAUCUUUUUACUCAUCGACAAACCGCAAUUUUUCCACCCCAAAAUUGUAGUCAUCAAAGUAUGAGCUGUAAUGACACAAACAACAACAGCACUGAAAGCACAAAUCAAUUAAAAGAUCCGCCAAAAAUAAUUCUGAGUGACCACUCGACCAAUCAAUCAAAACAGGGUGAUAUCGGUAGAAGUUGCAGUGUUGAAAGCACAUCUACCGACAAAAACUGCUUGACAGUCCCUCUUGAAAACUAUUAUUCUAGUGAAGCAAGACCGCCUUAAAUCGAGUGAGAUUGCAAACAGUUUAUGUGAACAUAUUUGAAGAGAAACGAAAUAAAAAAAGAGCUUAAAUAAAUAAUUCAAAAAUAAAACAAAGCUUUAGUGAAAAAAAUAAAAACAAUUAAGCUUUGGAAAGCUUUUAACGUUUAUUGAAAGUGUAGCUAAAAUAAUCCGUGUGCCAAUUCUGUCAAUCGAAAUAAUUUUUAUUAUUUCUUUCCGCAUCUGUCACUACUUACAAUGGUAAUGAAGAUGAAUGAGACAACAGUGACUGAAACGUUCGAACCAAUUGAACAGAAUGCUACAACUGUAACAAUUACUUUACAUCCGCAGCCAAAUGAAGAAGCGGCCACCUGUGAUAAAGCUCUUGCAACAACAUCGAUUAAUGAAGAAGCCAAGGAGACAAAAAUGUCGCCAAGUAGUGACGAUUCGUUGUCGCUUCUUAACAGCCAAAUGUUGGUGAAAAAAAGUCUUAAGCUUGAGUUGACUCACAAUAAUAAUGAAAUAAAAUCUAUCGACACUGGUUCACCUGAAAUGAAUGAAGAUCUUUCUUUCAAGUCACCGACAUCUCCUCGAACGUGUCGAAAUCGUUCUGUUCCACAUCAGACUUCACUCACAUCUCAAGUUGAAGUUGUUGACGAUAGAAAAGCUCUUCGUGAUGCACUUUAUCAAGGAAUAUUUCAUCGUCAUCGCAGAACAAUUUUUGCUGUCGGCAGUUUUCUUCGAAUGUUGAAAUCACGUAGCUCCCAAUACAACACAAUAAGAAGCUCUUCAGAAGGUGAGGAAGAAGCUCGAUAGGAUGAAUGAGAGUAGUGAACUAAAUUUUGUACAGCAUCAUAAAAAUAAUUAAUAUAAUCUCUAGAGAUAAUCAAACCAAAAUAUUAUUCUAACUCUGUAUCAUAAUCAUUUUGAUAUCUUUACUAAAAUCAUUAAUGAAUCAAAUUCAAAUCAUUCAGCAGAUAAUUAAUGACUUAAUUUUGACAAGAGAUUUCUUAAAACGACAUGAUAUUAUACUUAACAUAGUGAUCAGAAAUCAUAGUAAAGUUUGUUACUUUGCUGUUGAUUUCGAAACAAAAGAAAAUGAUGAAGAAUUUAAUUGAUUAGCAUACCUUUUUCUACCGAUAAAAUUUACUAAAAUUCUACAUUAAAACUCCUCGAAAAUUUCCACAAUAUGCUCUUAUGAAACCCUAAAAGCCUUCAAUAAUUUUCAAAAGCUAUGUCACUACUAACUUUGGAAGCUUUAAUGGACUGAGGUGUUCAUGGAUGAUGUAUUUGUGUUGUUCAACUUAUGCACAUGAACAAAUCUUACACUAAAAUUUUUCUAUAAUUUUAGAGAGAGUCAUAUGUGAGAAUAUUCUUUAUGUGAUUGUGAUGGAAAUCCUUUUUCACAUGCAUACACAUUCAUUAUAUAUUAUCCUUGAACACUCAGUAAACCUUCUCUAAUAGGACAUCUCUCGUUACAUAAAUCCUUCAAAAUGCUGCACGUAGCACACAUCAUUUCUUUGAAAGUUUGUUAGCAAAAUCGUUAAAGCAUGAGAAAUUCGUCUGUGUGUAUAGCUUAAAGGAAGGUCAAAGCAAGGAAAAUAAAUAAUCAAGAAGAAGGAAAAUUAAUUAUUUUUGUAUGAUUUGAGAUCUGUAAUUCAAUGAAAGUGAAUGCGUAUGUAAUGAUUAUGUUAUUUAAUGAAGAUAAUGAUGAUGUGAAUUAACUAUAUCUUCAGAAGACAAAGAAACAAUAUUGAAGGCUUUUUGAAGUGCUUCCUAAAUAUUUUCUAUUUUCCCUUCUCGAUCUGUUGAUCGGGAAAAGUUUAGCAACGACGACAAUUUCUUUGCUAAAGUUUCGUUUUUGAAAAUUAUAGUUAAAAAUAUAAAUCCUCAUUAUCCACAUUAACAUUUCAUAUUAAAACAAAAAAAUAAAUAUAAUUAUUGCAUUAGACACUAACAAGAGAAUGUUUGCAAUUAAAUUGAGAAUUUUAUCAAUAAAAAUUCGAAGUCAAAACAUGACAAAUA